UUUUUUACAAACUUUUCUUAAAGAUUGUGGCACAUGUUAUCUGACAAUUAAAGAGCAACGGAAGGGAGUAUGUGAUUAGGCAGGUGUCGUCUCGCUCAAUAAUAAACACAAGAAUCAGAUAAGCGAAGCUGCCAUUACAAAUAUCUUCAGUUUCGGAAAUGGCAACUUCUUUACCUUCUCAACUUUCUGGUCCCAAAUCCGCCAUUUCCGUUUCAUCCCCACCACACUUCUCUGGUCUCCGUCCACCUUCUUUCAAGCUUGACAAUACUCACUCUUUUUUCCAAAAUAUUGACACUCGCCUACGCAUUUCUCCCUCUCACAAAGGUUGCAGACCCGUCGUCUCCAUGGCUGGCUCCGGCAAGUUCUUUGUUGGUGGCAACUGGAAAUGUAAUGGAACAAAGGACUCCAUAAGCAAGCUUGUCUCUGAUCUGAACAGCGCAAAGCUCGAGUCAGAUGUUGAUGUGGUUGUAGCACCUCCCUUUCUGUACAUUGAUCAAGCAAAGAGCUCACUAACUGAUAGAAUCGAGAUUUCUGCUCAGAAUUGUUGGACUGGCAAAGGUGGAGCUUUCACGGGUGAAAUCAGCGUGGAGCAGUUGAAAGAUCUUGGCUGCAAAUGGGUUAUUCUUGGUCAUUCUGAGCGGAGACAUGUAAUUGGAGAAAAUGAUGAAUUUAUUGGGAAGAAAGCUGCUUAUGCUUUGAGCCACAAUGUUGGAGUUAUAGCCUGUAUUGGAGAGCUAUUAGAAGAAAGAGAAGCUGGAAAAACUUUUGAUGUAUGUUUCAAGCAGUUGAAGGCUUUUGCCGAUGCUUUACCGAGUUGGGAUGAUGUUGUCAUCGCAUAUGAGCCUGUAUGGGCUAUUGGAACUGGUAAAGUGGCGACACCUGAGCAGGCUCAGGAGGUCCAUGCAGCUGUUCGUGAUUGGCUAAGUAAGAAUGUUUCUGCAGAAGUUGCUUCUAAAACACGUAUCAUAUAUGGAGGUUCUGUGAACGGAGGCAACUCUUCUGACCUAGCGAAGAAAGAAGAUAUUGAUGGCUUUCUAGUGGGGGGUGCCUCUUUAAAGGGUCCUGAGUUUGCCACCAUUAUUAAUUCUGUAACAUCCAAGAAGGUAGCUGCUUGAUCAUUUGUCAUGUGUUCUAUCGUGGAAAUAAAUGGCUUAGAGAAACACCAGUGCUAGAAGCAUCAGAUGGCCAAUUUAUGAAUGAGUUUUGUCUAGUGGAAUUUUGGUAACUUUCCAACUCAUCCUGUAUAACUUGUUUUUUCAUCCAUCUCACUUUAAUAACACAGUGAUAGCAAAAUGGUGGAGCUUCAGGGCGUUUUUUUUAGUGGGUUUUGGAUGUGUUGCAUGUUGCUUGACACUUA
This is a messenger RNA of Solanum dulcamara, 1357 nucleotides long. Its product is annotated as triosephosphate isomerase, chloroplastic-like. Gene Ontology annotation, molecular function: triose-phosphate isomerase activity. Lineage: Eukaryota; Viridiplantae; Streptophyta; Magnoliopsida; Solanales; Solanaceae. The record is from RefSeq and is a predicted model, not a curated record. The transcript is spliced from 9 exons. Bases 159 to 1115 code for a protein of 318 amino acids. Gene Ontology annotation, biological process: glyceraldehyde-3-phosphate biosynthetic process; glycerol catabolic process; gluconeogenesis. Gene Ontology annotation, cellular component: cytosol.